AUGGCCGCCACCAAGUGCUUACUGCUGUUGCUCCUAGCAGUGGUGGCUCUUCACACAACCACCGCCAGCUCUCUCCCCGCCGAUGACCACCGCAAGCCUCCCCCUUUGCCCCACAAACCACCGCCGGAGCACGGCCUGCCACCUCCCCACGGCCCCAAGCCUCCUCCAUUGGACAACCCGCACCCAACCUUCGACAAACCCAUAAAGCUGGGAAAGAAGCCGCCAACCCCACUUGACAAACCGCCCAAGCCACACAAACCGUCGGUCGACCACAAACCACCGACUGGGCCGGUAGAUAAACCGCUGCCUAAAGGGGUGAAACCACCGCCGAAAGAGCACAAGCCAUUAUUCCCACCUCACGGCGGUCACUUCCCCGGUCACCCUCCGGUGGGGAAUGCCGAAAAGUCAAUUCCUAAGCCACCUCGCAAACUGCCGGUGCCGCCUCCAACUGCUCCGUUUAAGAAGCAGCCACAGCCGGCACCUAAGAAACCGCAGCCGAGCUGGCCACCGCACGGCCCUCCAUCUACCACCCAUUAG
Molecule: messenger RNA, 537 nt
Organism: Malania oleifera
Lineage: Eukaryota; Viridiplantae; Streptophyta; Magnoliopsida; Santalales; Ximeniaceae
Product: proline-rich protein 4-like
Exons: 1
Coding region: 1-537 (178 amino acids)
Source: RefSeq, a predicted model, not a curated record